AAAAAAAGUAAAAAGAAAUAUUUGUAUUAUUUCCGACCUAAUAUAGAAUAAAUAAAUUGAUAAAAUUGUAAAAUGGAUCCUAAUGCCGAAAGGGAACAGCUGCUUAUAAACAACCCUUCAAAGCCACCAGCAGUCAAAUGUGAUAUUGUAAAUGAAUGUCAAAUGUUCUUAAGAGCUGAGGAAGGAGGUGGUGAUGCUCCCACAGCUAUGAAUCAAAGCACAACAAAUAGUGAUAGGCCUAACUUUAUUACUUCUACUCCUUAUCCAGCGAAAGAGAUAAUAUCUGAAGACGUUACAGCAGAUCUUAUAGCAGAAGGUAAUGUUGAAGGCAAUAAUCGACAACCAAUUGAGGAUGAAGCUCAACAGUCAGAAGAUGUAUUGCCAAGCACAGUAACGGUGUUAGAUGCUCCAGACGGAGGCAAGGUUUAUUUGGUAGGAACUGCUCAUUUCAGUUUAGAGUCACAAGAGGAUGUCUCAAAGGUGAUACAAAAAGUUUGUCCACACAUUGUGAUGGUAGAGUUAUGUGAUCAAAGAACUAAUAUCUUAUUACUUGAUGAAGAAAUUAUAUUACGAGAAGCAAAGAAUAUUAAUAUAGCUAAAAUAAGGGCCACAAUGGCACAAAAUGGAGUUUUUAAUGGCCUGAUGUAUAUUCUACUGCUGAACAUGUCAGCGCAUAUUACGAGGGAACUUGGUAUGGCACCUGGGGGCGAGUUUCGGCGUGCUAUGGCAGAGGCCAAGAAGAUUCCAAAUUGUAUCGUCCAAUUAGGUGAUCGUUCUAUCAACGUAACUUUACAAAGGGCCAUAUCAUCUCUCUCGUGGGGACAGACGAUACGAUUCGUUUGGCAUUUGCUCACAUCUAAUCAGAACAUCAGUUUAGAAGAAGUAGAACGGUGUAAACAGAAGAAAAUGCUUGAAGAUAUGUUAGAAGAAAUGGCGGAGGAGUUCCCACCGCUAAAACGAGUCUUUGUCGUUGAAAGGGAUAUGUAUCUUUGUCACUCCCUACAAGUUGCCGCUUUACAACCGCGUCGGGAACCAUGUAGGAUAGUAGGCGUUGUCGGUAUCGGUCACGUGGCCGGAAUCGUGGAACAUUGGGGAAAAAUUGGACCCCAAGAUAUCACCCCGUUGAUGAUGGUGCCGCCGCCGUCGCUGUCCACGCGCGCGCUGCGCGUGUCGGUGCGCGCGGCGUGCGUGGGCGCGCUGCUGCUGGCCGCCUACAAGCUCGUGCCGCGCCGCUGGCUGCCCUGAGAUGAAAGAACUCGCGUUUUCAAGAAACCA
Molecule: messenger RNA, 1275 nt
Organism: Vanessa atalanta (red admiral)
Lineage: Eukaryota; Metazoa; Arthropoda; Insecta; Lepidoptera; Nymphalidae
Product: traB domain-containing protein-like
Exons: 11
Coding region: 73-1245 (390 amino acids)
Source: RefSeq, a predicted model, not a curated record